AUGUUUUUGAGUGAUGUAACCAGGAUAAAUACAAGGAGUGAUUUUGCAAAGUGGACAGUGAUGGAGUAUAUGAGCACGGGUAGUGAUAGCAAAGAAGAGAUUGACUUGUUGCUAACUAAUUUAAAUAUGUCUGAGGUGAUAGACAUCAUGGAAGACCUUUAUCCAGGUGGAGAACUUGCAGUCUAUGAAGACAGCCUAAUUACAAUGUGUGAAGAGGGAAAUCAGAAUGAAGAACGUGCAGAAUCUUUACUGUUUUGUGAAAGGGAAGUUUCUUUGAUGUCUUCUGUCAAAUAUGGGACUGUGGAAGAUCUGCUUGCUUUUGCAAAUCAGGUGUCUAACACUGCAAAACAGUUUAAAGGAUGCAGACAGCAGGAAUCAGGAAUCCUCCUGAACGUGAUCACACCCAAGAAUGGACGCUAUCAAAUUGACUCAGAUGUGCUGCUGUUUCCUUGGAAGCUGACUUACAGGAACAUUGGCUCUGAUUUUAUUCCUCGGGGAGCUUUUGGGAAAGUCUAUUUGGCCCAAGAUAGAGAAACCAAGAAACGAAUGGCAUGCAAACUGGUCCCAGUGGAACAGUUCAAACCUUCAGAUGUUGAAAUACAGGCAUGUUUCCGUCACGAAAACAUUGCUGAAUUAUAUGGUGCUAUUUUAUGGGAUGAGACAAUCCAUCUCUUUAUGGAAGCUGGAGAGGGAGGAUCUGUCAUGGAGAAGCUGGAGAGUUGCGGUCCUAUGAGGGAAUUUGAGAUCAUUUGGGUGACAAAGCACGUUCUGAAAGGACUUGACUUUCUUCACUCCAAGAGGAUUAUCCACCACGAUAUCAAACCAAGCAAUAUUGUCUUUAUGUCAACUAAGGCUGUUUUGGUAGAUUUUGGCCUAAGUGUUCAAAUGACUGAAGACAUUUACUAUCCCAAAGACCUUAGAGGAACAGAGAUUUACAUGAGCCCUGAAGUUAUUCUCUGCAGAGGCCACACAACAAAAGCAGACAUCUACAGCAUGGGAGCUACUAUUAUUCACAUGCAAACUGGCAUCCCACCCUGGGUGAACAGAUACCCUCGUUCUGCAUACCCCUCCUACCUCUAUAUUAUCCACAAGCAAGCUCCCCCCUUAGAGGACAUUGCUGAAGACUGCAGCACUUCCAUGAGAGAGCUGCUAGAAGCAGCUCUAGAAAGGAAUCCUAAUCAUAGACUGUCUGCAGCAGAUUUACUGAAACAUGAAGCCUUACACCCACCCCCAGAAGAGCAGCCACGGUGCCAGAGCCUGGACUCAGCACUGUUUGAGAGGAAGAGACUGCUGGCAAGGAAGGAGCUGCAGCUGCCAGAAAACAUUGCAGAUUCCUCAUUGUGUACUGGGAGCAUGGAAGAGUCAGACCUGCUAAAGAGACAAAGAUCCCUCUACAUAGAUCUUGGAGCUCUAGCUGGUUACUUCAAUAUUGUUAGGGGACCACCGGCCUUAGAAUACGACUGA
Messenger RNA from Indicator indicator, 1464 nucleotides. RefSeq names its product mitogen-activated protein kinase kinase kinase 8 (gene MAP3K8). Gene Ontology annotation, molecular function: protein kinase activity; ATP binding. The transcript is spliced from 8 exons. Lineage: Eukaryota; Metazoa; Chordata; Aves; Piciformes; Indicatoridae. Gene Ontology annotation, biological process: protein phosphorylation. The record is from RefSeq and is a predicted model, not a curated record. The coding region runs from base 1 to 1464 and encodes 487 amino acids.